GAACACUUGUGUCGGGGUUAUGUCCAGCGCCACGCCGCUCUAGCCGCCGCCGCGGACAUGGAGAAGAGGAUCGAGCUCGAGCGGAGGGGCAGGAACCCCGCCAAGAUCACAGAGCUAAACUUGGACAACUGCAAGAGCACCUCCAUUGUAGGGCUUACUGAGGAGUUCGAGAAUUUGGAAGUGUUAAGCCUGAUAAAUGUGGGUCUCACAUCUCUCAAAGGGUUCCCAGCCCUUCCCAAUCUGCGGAAGCUGGAGCUCAGUGACAACCGAAUCUCAGGUGGUUUGUCAGCCCUGACAUGCCUCCCCAAAUUGUCAUACCUCAACCUUUCCGGAAACAAGAUAAAGGACUUGGAAACUCUUGAGGCCUUGAAGGACCUAAAAUCUCUGGUAAAUUUGGAUCUAUUCAACUGUGAAGUGUCACAGAUUGAGAACUACAGAGAAAAGAUGUUCAGUUUGAUACCAUCGCUUGUGUUUCUGGAUGGUUUCGAUAAGGAGGACAACAGCGAGGAUGAAGAAGAUGGGGAAGAGGAGGAAGAUGGUGUAGAUGCUUUAGAAGGAGACCCAGAGCAGGAUGAUGAAGACAUAGAUGGCGAGGAGGAAGAGGAGAUAGAUGAAGAGGAGGUAGAAGAGGAAGAAGACGAAGACGAGGAUGAAGAAGAUGUGCCUCUGGAUGCUCUCUACAAGGAGUAUAAUCCUAUCGGAGAUGAUGACUACGAAGCAGCAGAUGGUGAGCUGAAAACCGAGGUCAGAAGAGGAAACUGGAAGAGAGCGAAGACUAGUGUCAUACAUCCAGCAUGUGUGUGACAGCCUGUAGCCAGAGGAGCGAGUAUUGGCAGUAGCUUGCCUCGUUUGUCUCCGUGAUGGGGCAGUAUAUAUGGGCUCAGGGCCUAAGGCUUGUGUAAUUCAUGUAUAAAGUAGAGUGAAGAUAUUUAUUGUGAUCAAAACAGUGGUAUCUUUUUAGGGAGUAUUAAGCAAAUGAUGACCACCAAUCAUAUCUCUACAUACCUGGUAUCCAAAAGCUGCAGGCCAAACUUCUGUAACCAUAGUUUUGCUUGGAGGUCAGUCUUCUUGCAGGUGUUUUUAAGCCCAGCCAUUCACAGCCUUCCUUAGUGAUAUCACAGCUGGCUCGUCUUUCCCCUAAUUUAUAUCAGUGCCCCCUCUCGGCCUGGCUAACCCCUGCCCUGACUGCCACUCGCCCGCUUGCCCCAACCCUACUCAUCCAUCGCCCGGUUACGAAGGCCAGUGAGGUACAUCUUGAUUCAAAAGUUGCGCCAUAAUGGGAUCUUCUUGAAAGUCACGGUGUAUAUUGAGUACAUAACCCAUAUUCCUGGCUAAAUGUGAUUAUCAAAACUAAGGUAAUAUAGUUGGAUUUGCCUUUUUGGAGUGGCAAAUGUUCAUCAGCUGGAAAUAUAGAAGGAACUUGAUUUUCUGUCUCCAGUAGAAUAACAUCAUAAGGUUUAUAUUAGUUAUUGUAAUGGUUAAGAUUUUAAAGUUGGAAUAUUUUAAUAGUAGCAGACAAGACUUUGCAAGCAAAACUUAGACAUAUUAGAAAAGAGAGCAAUCCAGAACUUUGAGACUAAAUGACUAAAUGUCAUUACUGGCCUCAAAUAACCGUGGUUGACAAAUGUGUGGCAGACUUGGCUAGUGUAAAUGUUGGCGGAGAUGUUCGUAUAGCUGGUGGCAGACAAGACAUUAGGUAUAGCUGGCAGCAAAUAUGGUUGAUGCGUUUGCCCAUCUAAACUGCUGUAAAUCACUUGAAAGUUGCUUUUUUCCUUUGAUGUUUGUAUCUAGGAUUUGUUAAAAGUCCUGGGAAUGUUGUCAGAAAUUUAACUUUUAUCUGUUUGUUGUUUAAUGAUGGUUCAAAUUUUUUGAAAAUUUAAUAUCAGCAAUAAUAUUUUCAGUUUGAAUUAUCAUUGGUCGACAGUGUCUAUAUUUCUAUAUGUCUGAUAGCUAUGAUGGUUGGUUACAGGGGAUGUAUAUAAACAAUACAGAGUGUAACACGAUCAUCAUCAAUACCAUAAUUAUAAGACACGUUGAAACAUGAUUGUCAAAGGCUA
Molecule: messenger RNA, 2057 nt
Organism: Penaeus monodon (black tiger shrimp)
Lineage: Eukaryota; Metazoa; Arthropoda; Malacostraca; Decapoda; Penaeidae
Gene: Mapmodulin
Product: acidic leucine-rich nuclear phosphoprotein 32 family member A-like
Cellular component (GO): nucleus
Molecular function (GO): histone binding
Source: RefSeq, a predicted model, not a curated record